UCGACAGGGUUCAAUGUAUUUGCAACCAACCCACACACCUUACCCAACAAAAGAAUGGUUUCAACCAAGGCGUUAUAAGGAUUUUCCCGAAUUAUUUGGCCAAGCUAUUAGAAUACUAUGGAAUUGUGCAUAUCAUAGUCCAAACAUUAAAUGUCCUUGCGAUGUUUUGGAAGCCAAAGAACUUGUGCUUGACGAGAAUAAUAAUUUACAAGAAGUGGAAAGAGCUUCGGGAACGAAUUCAUUAGCAACCGAAUUGGCAAGAUCAUUGGGAAUACCUAAAGCAUACUUGUCAGCAAAUUCUGGUGCAAGAAUUGUAUUGGAGGAAGAAAUUAUGAAUAAUUUUAACGUUGUAUGGAUUGAUAAAGGAAAUCCAAGCAAAGGUAUUAAAUAUCUUUAUCUUGAUUCAGAGACAUAUAAGCAAUUACAUCAAAAUGGAAGGAAAUCCGUUAUCGCGGAAGAAAUUGUUGAGGAAGGAGAAACACGACAUAAAAUCACCGAUAUUAUUGGAUCAAAAGAUGGGAAAAGUGUUGAAUGUUUGAAGGGCUCGGGAUUAAUCGCCGGAAUAACAUCACGAGCAUAUGAGAACGGUUUCACAAAAACAUACUUGGAUGUUUGUUAUAUGCCUCCUAAAGGGCCUUACAAUUCAAGAUGGUUAAUUGCGGGUAAAUAUGAGAUUGAGAGAUAUCCCAACAUUGGACGAGCACGUCUUAGUGGAAUUGUCGAAAGUAUAGUUCCGGCUGAUCCAGCUAAUGCAGAUUCUCAUCAACAGCUGAUGAUCGAAGCCGGACAAGUGGUCAAAGGGCAUGUUUCAAGAGAUUCUAAAUAUGUUCCUUAUAUCGUGGAUGCACUUACCAUCUACAAGCAGCCUAUUUAUCCUACCAUUAACGAUGAAAUGAUGGAAAUGUACGCCGAUGAAAAAUCAAGAGCUGGUGUACUUGAACCCGAAGGAAUUGUAGAAAUCAAAUUCAGAAAGCCACAAUUGCUCGCAACAAUAGAAAGGGAACAAGCAUUAUUACCGAUAUAUUCACGAAUAGCGAUUCAAUUUGCAGAAUUACAUGAUACACCAGGAAGAAUGAAAUCCAAAGAAACGAUAAGAAAAUC
Messenger RNA from Funneliformis geosporum, 1101 nucleotides. The record is from the annotation of a GenBank genome assembly. NCBI's taxonomy places the organism in Eukaryota, Fungi, Glomeromycota, Glomeromycetes, Glomerales, Glomeraceae.